ACAGUGCCCUUGGUUAGCUUCAUGCAUGCUGGAUUGAGAGGCUAGCAGGCUAACAUUUAUCAUGUAAAACAAUUUAUAACAUUUCCCGAUCGCGUCAAUCCCCGGGUUUGUCUCACACGAUGCCUCUACACAAGUAUCCCCCAAAGAUCUGGGAAGCCCUGAAGCUGCAGAAAGGCAUCUACGCGCGUCUGCCGCAGCAUUACCUGCGCUCUCUGCAGGACACCUCUCCUCCCACCACUGUGCACUGGAAACCCCUGGGUGUCAAAUACAGGAUCAAUCCUGAUACGAGACAACGAGAGAGAGUCCAGGAUGUGCCAAUCCCCGUUUACUAUCCUCCAGAGUCACAGGAUGGACUCUGGGGUGGAGAAGGCUGGAUAUCUGGCUUCAGAUAUGCCAAAGACGACAAGCUUUCCACAAGACUGCCCAAAACCUGGAAGCCCCAGCUGUUUACAAGAGAGCUGUACAGCGAGAUCCUCGACCAGAAGUUCAGUGUGACAGUCACUUCUCGAACACUGGACCUUAUCGAUGCCGCUUUUGGCUUCGACUUCUACAUUCUGAAGACCCCAAAACAAGAUUUGAACUCCAAAUUCGGUAUGAAUCUAAAACGAGCGAUGCUUCUACGGCUGGCACGCAAAGACACAGACCUGUACCCCGAGGAUCAACAGCGCAGAGAGAAAAUCUACAAGCGCUACAAGCAGUUUGAGGUGCCAGAGGAGGAGGCUGAAUGGGUGGGCUUGAGUCUGGAGGAGGCAGUCGAGAAACAGAGACUACUGGAGAAAAAGGAUCCAGAGCCGCUCUACAAGGGUCUGGUGAAGAGUCUCGUGCAGGAGCUCGCCCUUAAGAAGCUCUCAGAGCCACAGAUUGUGGAGAAGAAAUGAAACCAUCUUCCCUGUUUGAAAGAGAAACGUGUAUUUAUUUGUGUUAUCAUCACCAGAAGCUGUGUGCUUGUGUUCUGUAAAUAUAUCAUUUUUACUUAAUAAACCGAUUAAAA
Danio rerio (zebrafish) is the source of this 991-nucleotide messenger RNA. RefSeq names its product mitochondrial ribosomal protein L28 (gene mrpl28). Lineage: Eukaryota; Metazoa; Chordata; Actinopteri; Cypriniformes; Danionidae. Gene Ontology annotation, molecular function: structural constituent of ribosome. The record is from RefSeq and is marked provisional.